Molecule: messenger RNA, 1467 nt
Organism: Homarus americanus (American lobster)
Lineage: Eukaryota; Metazoa; Arthropoda; Malacostraca; Decapoda; Nephropidae
Product: splicing factor 3A subunit 2-like
Exons: 1
Coding region: 1-1467 (488 amino acids)
Source: RefSeq, a predicted model, not a curated record
AUGCUCCAUCCAUCAGGCCUGUGUCCCAUCCACGUGCCCCAGGCUCCAUCCAUCAGCCCCAGGCUCCAUCCAUCAGGCCCAGGUCUCAUCCACCUGCUCCAGGCUCCAUCCACUGCGCCUUAUGCCCAUCCACUGGCUCAUGUCUCAUCCAAUGGGCCAGUGCUCCAUCCACAGGCCCAGGCUCCAUCCAUCAGGCCUUGUGCUCCAUCCAUCAGCCCAGGCUCCAUCCAUCAGGCCCAGGCUCCCAUCCAUCAGGCUCCAUGCUCCAUCCAUCAGGCCCAGGCUCCAUCCACUGUGCCCAGGCUCAUCCACUGGCCCAGGCUCCAUCCAUUGCGCCCAGGCUCCAUCCAUCAGGCCCAGGCUCCAUCCAUCAGGCCUUGUGCUCCAUCCAACUGGCCUUUGUCCAAUCCAUCUGGCCCAUGCUCCAUCCAAUCAGGCCUCCAGGCUCCAUCCAUCAGGCCUGUGCUCCAUCCAUCAGGCCAGUGUCUCCAUCCACUGCGCCCCAUGUCUCCAUCCAUCAUGCCCAGGCUCCAUCCAUCAGCCAUUCAUCCAUGUGCUUUGUCUCAUCCACUGUGCCGUGUCCAUCCAUCAGGCUAUGCUCCAUCCAUUGUGCCUAGGUCCAAUCCAUCGCCUUGUGCUCCAUCCAUCAGGCCUAUGCUCCAUCCAUCAGGCCCAGGCUCCAUCCAUCGUGCCCAGGCUCCAUCCAUCAGCCUGUGCCCAUCCACUGUGCCCAGGCUCCAUCCAUCAGGCCUUUGCUCCAUCCAUCAGGCCCAGGCUCCAUCCACGUGCCCAGGCCCCAUCCACUGCGCCUGUGCUCCAUCCACAGGCCUUUGUCCAUCAGGCCUGUCUAAUCAACAGCCGUGCUCCAUCCAUUGCCCAGGCUCCAUCCAUUGCGCCCAUGCUCCAUCCAUCAGGCCUAUGCCCAUCCAUCAGUGUGCUCCAGGCUCCAUCCAUCAGGCCCAGUCCAUCCAUCAGGCCUAUGUCUCAUCCACUGUGCCUGUGUCCAUCCACUGUGCCAGCGCUAAUCCAUCGUGCCCAGGCUCAUCCACUGCGCCUUGUCCAUCCACUGUGCUCUUUUCCAUCCAUUGUGCUUGUCCAUCCAUCAGGCCCAGGCUCCAUCCAUCAGGCCCAUGGCUCCAUCCAUUGUGCCCAGGCUCCAUCCACCGUGCCUUUGCUCCAUCCAUCAGGCCCAUGUCUGAUCCAAUGUGCCCAGGCUCCAUCCAUCAGGCCCAGGCUCCAUCCACUGUGCCCACUCAGUGGCCUCCAUUCCAUCCAUCGUGCUCCAUGUCUCAUCCAUCAGGCCCAUGCUCCAUCCACUGUGCCUGUGCCCAUCCACAGGCUCCAGUCGAUCCACGCCUUGUGCUCCAUCCAUCAGUGCCUUGCUCCAAUCCACAGGCCCAUGCUCCAUCCAACAGUCUCCUAUGCUCCAUCCAUCGAACUGCCUCAAUCCAUCUGGCCCAGGUCUAA